AUGCUUAAAAGGUAUCCAGGCUCUGCUUCAUCGAAAACAACCAUUUGCCAUUGGUAUGCUGAUUUCAAGCGCAGUCGCCCGGAUACAAAUGAUGCCACACUCUCAGGUAGCCCCAAUGAAGCAGUCACUCCGGAAAAUGUGAAACAAGUGUUUAAAAUCGUGACGAAUGACCAUAAAGUGAAAGCUCGUGAGAUUGCCGAGAUGGUAAACUUAUCAACUGGAAGUGCGUGUACGAUUUUACAUGAGAAGUUGGGCAUGAAAAAUGUAUUUUCCCAAAGGGGGCCACGUGUUCUCACAAUUGAACAAAAGCAACAACAAGUCGACGAUUCACAGAGCUGUUUUUCACCGUUUACUAGAAAUAAACAGGAUUUCUUGCAUCGGUACGUGACAAUGGAUGAAACAUGA
Molecule: messenger RNA, 405 nt
Organism: Stegodyphus dumicola
Lineage: Eukaryota; Metazoa; Arthropoda; Arachnida; Araneae; Eresidae
Source: RefSeq, a predicted model, not a curated record